Messenger RNA from Oryzias latipes (Japanese medaka), 6145 nucleotides. RefSeq names its product leucine-rich repeat and fibronectin type-III domain-containing protein 4. The record is from RefSeq and is a predicted model, not a curated record. Gene Ontology annotation, molecular function: protein binding. Lineage: Eukaryota; Metazoa; Chordata; Actinopteri; Beloniformes; Adrianichthyidae.
UAAUGUAGAUCCUUGUUUUUUUCUUUAUCCAAAUCUUCAUCUUACCUAAUCUUUGUUCCUCACAUCUCCACCCCCACUCGGGUGUUUUCCCCUCAUUCUUCAGGCUCAUUUGUCACAUCCGUCCUGUGCGCUCUUAGAAUGAGACAGAGAGUCGAGACUCUCACUAUGCUGUUUUCUUUUUUCUUUUGAGAUUUUAAAACCAAGCAAGUAUAAGUGAGAAGUAUAAGGAAGAAAACAGGAGAUAUAACAAAAUGUAGAAAUAAAUCCUUUAGAAGUAGAGCAAAGAAAUGUGAAAAUGACCAAACUUCCUCCACGCGUUCUGUUCUUUUCUCCUCCUCUCCGUUCUUUGUAUCCUCCUUCAUUCAGUACCUGUUCUGUGGGAUUAACAUGACUUAAAAUUCAAUCAGCCUACAGGCUGCCGGAGGAGCGACAGUGGAGGCAGACAGCGCGCUGCAGCUGUCGAGACCGAGCGAGGGGACGGCCGGCAGGAGGGGAGGGAGCGGGGGAUAGACACAGAUAGAAGACGGGGAGAGGGAGAGAUGGGUGUUUUUCCGCCGAGCUGAGGAGGCGAGUGCUGCGGAGACCAAGAUGUGACCGCUCAAGGAGUCGCGGUGGAACCAUCCGGAAAACGAGGUUUCUACCCAUCCGUUCAUCUUUGGUUCACCUCCAAACCCCCUUCACUGAGCUUUCCCCUCCCUCCAAGGUCAAAGAACGACUUAAACACUGUACGAUUAACUGGGACCCAAAUGACCACACUGGAAAUGACUCCAACACAUGCAUGAAAACAGUGAAUAUAGUCAAAUGAUUGACUGAGGAAGGAAAAAGGGAGGAAGAGGAGGAAGACUUGCAUCAAAACAGUCAUGAGGAAAUCACAUGAAGACCCUAUGAAUUGGAUUCUAAGCAAACUCGACUUUUGGAUCUUUUUUCAGAUUUUGGAAUAUCGACUUGGGAUGAAAAGAGCCAUUUUGGAUUUUCCAGGUUUGCUUUGUCUUUAAAAGCCUAAUAGGAUAUUGUGGGAUUGGAAUUUCUUCAACUCCUCGGCUGUCUGACACUGACCUACAUCCGCCUUCUUUUGAUGUGGAGGAGUAUGAGAGUGUGGACAGGGAGUGGGAUGGGUUCAGCGUAAACGUACCUACCCCUGUUCAGGCCCGACAGAAACAGAAACACCUGGGGCGAGAUCUGACACACAUCUGCGCGCACACACACACUUUUUAACCUGGAUAACAUGUGGAGUUGAUUCGAAUUAUAGAGCUGCACAGACGGAAAAGGUCUGUGGAUAGCCAGGCGUUCUACCAUGCCUGUCCCCCCAUCCCCCAAUCCCCGCAGACAAACACACCUGCCCCACACACAUCUCCACUCUGAACAAAGAGCUGAGGGAUCCACCUUCCCCUCCAUUUUCCUUCCAUCCAUCGUCUCUUUCUCCCUUCUUCCCAAUCUUGUCAUCCCAUCUUUCUCCUCCUCAUCCCAUAUUAUCCACUGUGCCUGUCCCAGGACUACGAGGAGAACCCUUCCGGAAUCCGUCACUUUCCCAGUGUUUCACUGGCUGGCUCUGGUCACAUGCUGCCUGCUGCCUUCUCUGAUUGGAGCAGGAGAGACGUGGGGCGUGGUCUCGGCAUGUCCUUUCCACUGCGUGUGCCGAAACCUUUCAGAAUCUCUCAGUACGCUCUGCGCCGACAAGGGCCUCCUCUUCGUCCCGCCGCAUGUUGACCGCCGCACAGUGGAGCUGCGGCUGGCUGACAACUUCAUAACGGAAGUGGGUGGGAAUGACUUUGUUAACAUGAGUGGAUUAGUGGACUUAACUCUAUCAAGGAACACAAUCCAUCUUAUUCGACCGAUGGCCUUUGCCGACCUGGAGAGUUUGCGAUCUCUACAUCUGGAUGGUAACCGCUUAACCACAAUUGGGCCAAGGGACCUGGCAGGUCUGGUCAACCUGCAACACCUGAUCAUCAACAACAACCAGCUAGUAAAGGUCUCCACACAGGCUUUCGAUGACUUCCUGCUCACUCUGGAAGAUCUGGAUCUGUCCUACAACAACCUCAGAAAGGUACCCUGGGAAUCCAUUCAGAACAUGGCCAGUCUGCACACCUUGAACUUGGACCAUAACCUAAUAGAUAACAUAGCAGAAGGAGUGUUUGGAGAGCUUUACAAGCUUGCACGGCUGGACAUGACCUCCAACAGGCUCCGGACCCUUCCACCUGAUCCUCUGUUUGCAAGGUCUCAGACUGGUGCCAUAAGUCCCACACCCUACAACGCCGUCAUAAGCCUAAACUUUGGAGGAAACCCACUCCACUGCAACUGUGAGCUGCUGUGGUUGAGGCGUCUUGCUCGUGGAGAUGACAUGGAAACAUGUGCCACUCCUGCCCACCUGGCUGCAAGAUAUUUCUGGACAAUUCCUGAGGAGGAGUUCACUUGUGAGCCGCCUCUCAUCACUCGGCACACCCAUAAGCUGUGGGUGCUGGAAGGCCAGCGGGCCACUUUAAAAUGCCGUGCCAUUGGAGACCCAGAGCCUGUGGUCCACUGGGUUUCACCAGAUGAUCGCAUUGUUGCCAACUCAUCCCGGACCAGCUCUUUCAGCAACGGCACCUUGGAUAUGCUGGUGACAGUUGCUCGAGAUGAUGGGGCUUACACCUGCAUUGCAAUAAAUGCAGCAGGUGAAGCAACAGCCACGGUGGACCUGAAGAUAAUCCCAUUACCUCAUCGAGGUGGGGUUGGCGGAAACACCGGCAGCGUUAACAGAAACGUGACCAAUGGGAUUUUACGGACUGAUCCUGGCUCAUCAGAUAUCAGCACAGGGAAAAAUGGAGGGAUUAACAAUGGAGCAGGACGUGGAGGAGAGAUAGAGGAUGGGAAAAGAGGAGAAGGAGAGGGGCCUGAAGGCGCCAGUGGAAAGACUUCAGAAGGGGACCGGGCCGACGGAGGAAGCAUGGAGGAAGAUGAGGCUGAGGAGGAAGAAGGCAAAAUGGUGGGGGUACAGGGAGUGACGUCCACCUCGGCUCAAGUGCGAUGGGAUUUGGGGCGUUUGUCUGCAACUUACGUUGUGUGGAUGUAUCAGAUACAGUACAACUGCACCGCAGACGAGACCCUCAUCUAUAGAAUCUUACCUUCCACCACUGACCGAUUCCUGCUCAAGAACUUGGUUUCUGGUGCAGACUACAACCUGUGCGUGCUGGCCAUUUUUGAUGACACCAUCACAUCUCUGGCAGCAACUAAAGUUCUGGGGUGUACCACAUUCUCCACCAAGGAUGUUUAUCCGGCAUGCCGCUCCCUUCAGGCCCAUUUUCUGGGAGGGACACUCACUAUUCUUGUAGGUGGUGUGGUAGUGGUCACACUGCUUGUUUUUACUGUGGCGCUCAUGGUUCGCCACCGUGUUUGCAAUCAAGGCAACCACUUGGUCUGUCACAAUGGCAAUGCUGAAGUUGGAGGUGGGGCGUGCUGUCAAGGUGGUGGAGUAGGAGGUGGAGACAAAGGGGAAAAUGUGAGUGGUUGCUACCAGUCAAAUGGUUCUGGAGAUGUGAUGAUGGUUGUUCUGCCCAAUGGUCUGCCCUCAAAGAGAGGAGCGGAGAAGGGCAAUGAGAAGGACAAAGAGAAAGCAAAAGAUGCACAAGAUGCUGCUUCUGCUCUGCCUCCAAAACUGCCCCCAAAGCCCAGGCAAAAGCCCAAAGUAAACCUGGAGCAGUUUCUCUCAGCAGGGGGUGUGGUUUCCACAACAACAGGGGCAGAAAGUGAGAUGGCAUUGGUGGUGAGGCAGCGGAAACUGGAGAAGGCAUUGCCGCACAACUUAGAAAGAGAAAGAACUCCCCUCUACUACUCCCCGUCUCCUCCAUCCACUCUGCCCCGCCAGUCACGUUCCAGAAGCCGCCCAAGUCCAAGACUGGAGCGGGAACUGACAAACCGAGCCAGCUUCUCCCUGGCUGCUCCCUUAAGGGACUCUGAACUGCUGGACUGGACACUUACACCCAGAGGCAGGGACAAAUGGAACUCAUCACAGGCUUAUCAAAGCCCCCUGUCCCCUCUAAGCCCUGCCUGUGGGACAGUUGGCAAACGGCGACAUUCACUGGAUAUGGGAUCCUCUGUUGCCCUAGCAACAGAUGCUGCAGUGACUGCUGCCAGGCGUUAUGGAGCUGUGAGUUACGCCAAAAAGCUGAGUGUGAUCUGGACGAGACGGAGUCAGUCGCUUCAUGGAAUGCUGGUACAGUGCGCCUCGACAACAAGCACCACUUCUUCAACAACCAGCGAUGAUGGGGAGGGUGGUGCAGGCUUUGGAGCUCAUGAUUUCAAACGAGGAUACCUCCACGCUUACAACACAUCCAACUCCAACUCCAACACUGGAAUUCUUACACUGAAAGCAAAAGAAAGGAGCAGGGAAAAAGAAGAUGGUAGAAAGAAGGCAGAAGAUCUGGACGAAAGUAUUGUGUAAUGUCAGGGGAGCCCAUAGGGUUACGUGAGGAAAAUUUGUGGGGAAAAAAGGGAAUAAAGGAAAAGAGAAUAGAUCACAGAUGAAGGUUAUUGUAGAGCAGAAAACAGACUUUACAGGGAACAUUUAAAAAAAUAAAGCUUUGAUGAGAAAGUAAAAACACAAUUGGACAAGAAAGGUGUUAUAGAUUAUUUUAAUAUUUGUUUUAAAUAAACUGAAGUGUUUCAGUAGACAUUAGUAUUCAAAUAAAACAAAUCAAAUCUUAGACAAAAAAAAAAUCCAGUCAUAAACUAGAUGAAAACCAGAGCUUGACAAGUAAAUUCAAAGGGUGGAGACCAUCAAUAUAGCAGCAAAACAAACUGGAUAAGGCAGAGUCAGGGAUGAGGCGAGCUCAGAUUGGAUUGCACUAAAGUCUCUUCACUAAUAGAACAAUACUUGAGCUAACACCUUCGUUUUCCCUGGCCAUCAACACCAUCACAAGGAUUUAUACUGGAUCGGAGAGCAACCCCACCACUCCAGAUUAAAAACAAAGGCAUUUGACACAGAAAUAAUGCUGAAAAAUGUUUUGACUCCAACAUUUACAGCAAUUUAGAGGCAUCUCCCCCUCCCCAAAAUGCAACGAAUGUGACUUUUAAGCGUCCUCUGUGUCUGGACAAGGAUUUUGGUUGCGCGGAUGAGGGGAGGAUAAAUACAAAGCACUGUUCACUGGACAUGAUCAGUCAAUACAAGCUGGAAAAAAGCGAGAGGAGCACACACAAUAUUAAAGGGAAAAUACUGGGAUUACAAUCGAGUCGAUAUGGAUUACAAAGUGCAGCAGACAUGAUGGAAGGGGUGCAUUUCUGAUAGACAACAUCAUACUGCAUGUCAGAUAAUGGACUAUAUUAUAAAAAAAGGGUGCAAAAGCGUGCCUGGGCUUGAUGGAAAAGAGACUGGAUACAUACGUGCGUGCUUGUGAGUGUACCUGUGUGCGCACAUGUAAAUGAAUGUUUGUUAUCUGCAAUCCAGUCAAACAGACUCCAUCAAUGUCUAAAAAUGUUUAGUGCUUUCUGGACAUGCUUUAAAAUAAAAUAAUUUUUUUUUUAGUUCCGGAUCAGGUUAAGCCAAUCCAAAUCGAAGUUUGAGUGAAAUGUUCAAAAGGCUUUUUCACUGCAAAAUUUCUCUGUAAUGUAGCAUGGUCGGAGAGCACAAACUCUUGAGUUAAACUUUCCAAAUGUUUUUGUCAUUCUGUGUGACUUAAGACUCUGUUUUUCCUCAUGGGUUCAUGUUAAAUUUGAACUUGAAUGUUUACAGGGACAGGAAAAAAAUACAGAACCACUAUGGACGUACUGCCCAAACGUACUGACCACUGGAAGACUUGGACCAUGUAGUGACUCUUAAAAUAUCGAAGUAAAACAAAAACAGUUGAAAGUAAAAACAUAUAUAGAGAGAGUAUAUAUCUAUAUAUAGAUAUAUAAAUAUAUAAAACAUGUUUCAUGUUGCACAACGUGUUUGUUUUUCAAAAGUUUUCUGGGGAACAGGAAGUUCUUGUACCUUGGCAGAAAACCUUAUAGAAGCACAUAAAUCCAUGCAGACAGACCAAACCGAUGCCUACAAAACAGAGCCAACUACAUGUUCAACGAUGAAUUAACCAUUCUAUUUGUUUCAUUUCUGUUUUAAAUCAAUUUUGACAAAGUCAAUCUUGAUAUUGUUCUUUGGACUUGAUAUAAAUAAAAGUUACAUGUAUAAAACUGA